Molecule: messenger RNA, 601 nt
Organism: Sinocyclocheilus anshuiensis
Lineage: Eukaryota; Metazoa; Chordata; Actinopteri; Cypriniformes; Cyprinidae
Product: G2/M phase-specific E3 ubiquitin-protein ligase-like
Exons: 3
Coding region: 251-601 (116 amino acids)
Molecular function (GO): ubiquitin-protein transferase activity
Source: RefSeq, a predicted model, not a curated record
CAGUACAUAUACCCAUAUCUAUGCACCUAUCACCAUCGACAGCAGUUCCUCGGAUCUUGAGGAAGUAGAGAAACUGCCAGAGAAAGACAGUGAUGGACAUGAUGGGCUGACGGCUGCAGACAUAGUGUCAAAUCUGGCACAUAAUCUUAACAAAACAUCCUGUAGCAGAUUUAACAUUAACCGGGCGAAUGUCUGGGAUGGUGCCUUAAGAGGUUUCAGGCGAUCCUCAUUUGACCCCACCUGCAGCUUGAUGGUGAAAUUCACAGAUGAUGCUGGGCUGAUGGAAGAGGCUUUGGACAGCAGGGGGCCUACUCGAGAAUUUCUGACUCUGUUGAUGGACACCAUCAAAACAAGGAGAGUAUUUGAAGGCAAAGACAAUGCCAAAUACCUCUCAUUUGAUAGUAAAGCUGCAGAAGACAAUGAAUAUUUCCACAUUGGAAGAAUGAUUGCAGUGUUCAUUGUCCAUGGCGGUCCAGGGCCUUUUUGUCUUUCCCCAAACUUCUUCCUUUACCUAAUUGGUAAAGUAAAGACAAUUGAGGCCCCAAUUGAAGACAUACCUGAUGAUGAGGUCAAGAAGGCCCUUCUUGAGGUAAUUUGUUAG